AUGGAGAACUCGAGCGAGCCGAGCCUGGGCGCGUGGAGCGACUCCAGCGUGCAGUACAAAGUGAUCAGCACGGCGCUGCUGCUGCCGAUCUGCGCGGCGGGCCUGCUGGGCAACGCCAUGGUGGUCGCGGUGGUGCUGAGCGCCGAGCACAUGCGCACGCCCACCAACUGCUACCUGGUGAGCCUGGCCGCCGCCGACCUGAUGGUGCUGGCGGCGGCCGGCUUGCCCGCGGCGGCCGAGGGCGCCUUCGGCUCCUGGGUGUUCGGCCACUCGGGGUGCCUGUGCAUCACCUACCUGCAGUACCUGGGCAUCAACGCGUCGUCCUGCUCCGUCGCCGCCUUCACCGUCGAGCGCUACAUCGCCAUCUGCCACCCCAUCAAGGCGCAGUUCCUGUGCACGCUGUCCCGCGCCAAGAAGAUCAUCGCGCUGGUCUGGGCGCUGACCUCCGCCUACUGCGUGGUGUGGUUCUACCUGGCCGACCUGCAGGUGCUGGUCUACGACAACGCCACGGUGACGGCGUGCGGCUACCGCGUGCCCAGGAAGUUCUACCUGCCCGUGUACUUCUUCGACUUCGGGGCGUUCUUCGUGGUGCCGCUGCUGCUGAGCGCGGUGCUGUACGGCCUCAUCGGUCGCAUCCUCUUCCUCAACCCGCUGCCCUCCGACCCCAAGGAGGAGCGGCGGCGGCGGCGGCACGACGACGACGACGAGGGCGAGGGCAAGGGCAAGGGCAAGAAGAGCUGCAGGAACUGGCGACACUGCGGCUCCAGCUCCACCGCAGCCUCGCGCAGACAGGUGACCAAGAUGCUCGCGGUGGUGGUGGCCCUGUUCGCCGCGCUGUGGAUGCCGUACCGCACCCUGGUGGUGGUCAACUCCUUCCUGGACCGUCCGUACCUGAACGUCUGGUUCCUGCUCUUCUGCCGGGUGUGCGUGUACCUGAACAGCGCGGUCAACCCGCUCGUCUACAACGCCAUGUCGCAGAAGUUCCGCGCCGCCUUCCUCAAGAUCUGCCGCUGCGGCCGCAGGGGUCCCGACAGGCCGGCCGGCGCUUACGACGCGGCGCUGACCUACAGCGCCGUCAAGGGGUCGUCGGCGGCCGAGAGCGCCGACCGCUUCGCCGCCGACACGGAGGAGAUGACGGUCACCGACGAGCUGCUUUCGGAGCACGAGGCCGCCUUCGCCGGAUCCUCCUCGUCUCCCUCCUACGGGAAAGCGGCCUUCAAGAUGGAGGAUUGA
Messenger RNA from Phycodurus eques (leafy seadragon), 1233 nucleotides. RefSeq names its product thyrotropin-releasing hormone receptor b (gene trhrb). The transcript is spliced from 2 exons. Gene Ontology annotation, molecular function: thyrotropin-releasing hormone receptor activity. NCBI's taxonomy places the organism in Eukaryota, Metazoa, Chordata, Actinopteri, Syngnathiformes, Syngnathidae. Gene Ontology annotation, biological process: phospholipase C-activating G protein-coupled receptor signaling pathway. The record is from RefSeq and is a predicted model, not a curated record. The coding region runs from base 1 to 1233 and encodes 410 amino acids. Gene Ontology annotation, cellular component: membrane.